This is a messenger RNA of Naumovozyma castellii, 1110 nucleotides long. RefSeq names its product Whi5 domain-containing protein. The record is from RefSeq and is a predicted model, not a curated record. The transcript has a single exon. The coding region runs from base 1 to 1110 and encodes 369 amino acids. NCBI's taxonomy places the organism in Eukaryota, Fungi, Ascomycota, Saccharomycetes, Saccharomycetales, Saccharomycetaceae.
AUGCCCCUAAGUGCAACGAGUGUGAAUACAACACCAAAGAGAAACACAUCCAAGAGGUUGUCUGCGGACUUCGAUGAUCUAGACAACCAUUUCCAUAAGCGAACGAGUAGUGCAGAUAGCAGAUAUGAUACGACUUUGAUGGAUACAGAGAGACAGGAUGAACAGUUGUUGAAGUCGCCGAAAGUACCAUCAACACCGUAUAACCAUGUUCGUCGUUCUUCCACGUCAUUGGGGUUCCUCGCUACACCAUUGCAAGUACAAGGAGAGUCUUCUGGUUUACCAAGAUCCUACUCUGAAAAUCCAAUAUCGUUAUCACCCAGUGCCAAGAUAAGGCUGUUACCACCAACGACGCCCAAAUCUAAACAUACAGAAGUAUUCCUUUCACCAUCACCAAAAUUGAAAAGUCCCAGUGUGUACAAGGAUAAUGGGAAACCCAUUAGGGAGAUUUCCAAUAAUUUGAAAACAAGAUUGAAUUAUGCAUUUGUCAAAUUACAAAACGGAUGGGUGGACAAGACUUUAUCUGAAUUGGAAACAGAAUUGGAAAUCACAUCAUCAUCAGCAUCAUCUAAUAGUAGACGGUCCCAAAAUACAAUAUAUUCUUCCUCUUCCUCAUAUGUCAACAAGUUCGCCAACACAAACGGUACCGGUAUCGAUAUUGGUGGUGCUGAUGGUGACUCCGAAUCCAUGUCUGCCAACGCUGCCUUCAUCAAGGCGUUAACGAGCCCGAGAAAGAAACCUAAUAGUUUAGCAAAUGAUAAUAACAAUCCAUUUCUAAGUUCACCAAAAUCGAACUCUGUAUCGCCGUUACGUUGGACAGGUCGAACUCCUUCAAUAGUUAAAAAGGAACCAAAUGAAGAUCAAGAAGAGAUGGAAGUGGAAGAAAAACCAUCGGAAGUGGAAGCCAUAGAGACACUGAUGUCUCUUUCCUCCCCAAAGAAAUCCAAAUACGAAGAAUCUACCUUGCUACCGAAAAGGAAUUCUUCAUCUCCAUCCGCAUCUUCAGAGACAACUAAUAAUGUACCUGAACUGGCACACCAUGAUGCUGAUCAAACAGACAUAGAGACGGAACUGGACUCCUCGUAUGCCUCUGAGUCGGAUGAUCAGAAUUGA